AUGGCGAUGACUACUCAACAGAAUAGCAGAGCGGACCUAGUCUCCAACAGCCUGGGUGGAGAGUACCUGCCCGCCGCGACAAAGUCCAAGUCGUCCGACAUACUGAAGAUGAGAAGAACGCUCAUGGAUAGCUACAACGAAACCGUGCGGAGUGCUCCUAAGAUUGGCUUUGGCACGGCCGGCCGGCCGCCCCUGCAGGAUGGGGGAGCCGAAGCACCGGGACCCGGGGCGUACCAACUCAAAUCCACCAUGUUUGUUAACCCCAGCAGCAUGAUUCGAUCUCCUCCAAGUUUCACAAUGCGAGGGCGCGAAAAGUUCGGAUCUCCUGACUUGAAAGCGAUCGAUCGGACUUGCCAGCUGGAACCCGGACCAGGGCACUACAAGUUGGCCAUCGUCAACCCUCAAGAAGAAAACGCCCCAAAGUAUACAUUCCCCAAAGAUGCUGGCGCGAUGAUCAGAGAAAACGUUGUCCGUGCGCCUGGGCCCGGCCGGUACAACCUACAUCCCGGAGUAGGAAAGCAGGUUUUAUCGACGAAGCGGAGUCACAACGGAGUGGGCUUCGGCACGGGCAACCGGCCCGAUUUGUUGGUUCAGAGCACCGCCGACGUGGGACCCGGAGAAUACUCUAUCCCGGGAUCGACCGGUGAACGUCAGGUUGACUCGAGAAGGUGCAACAAAAGCGGUGCGAAAUUCUCCAAGGCCGUUCGGAUGGGAAAGCCCGGAAGUUUGGAAGAUGUGGCGCCAGGGCCGGGAAACUAUCGCCUCCCCCCAGGAAUUUGCGGGCAGGGUGCAGCGUCGCCGUACCCGUCGGCCCCCGCCGCCACUUUGAGCGGGCGGGAGAAGUUUGGCUCCCCUUUUGGGUGGUGA
Molecule: messenger RNA, 867 nt
Organism: Ectocarpus siliculosus
Lineage: Eukaryota; Phaeophyceae; Ectocarpales; Ectocarpaceae
Source: the annotation of a GenBank genome assembly